AUGGUUUCUGCGUUUUUGACGCUCGUUACGGGCGCGUUAUUAUUAUUGUGCUUCUACCUCUAUUUAAAACACACGUAUUGGAAGAGAAACGGAAUCCCAUGCGGCAAAGGAUGGUUGCCGAUAAUCGGUCAUCUUCUACCCGUGAUGAUCAAGAAAAAAAGUUACAGUGAAAUGAUCGAUCAGAUAUAUCGCGAUUCGAAUCACAGUAUGGUUGGAAUGUACAAAGGAACGAAUCCGGUGUUGGUUCUUCGCGAUAUCGAUUUGAUUAAAACCGUGUUGCAAAGUAAUUUCUCGAAGUUCCAUGAAAAUGCGUUUAAAAUCGAUUCGAAAUUGGACCCUUUGCUAUCGAAAAAUCCAUUUUUCUGUUACGGAGAAUUAUGGCAGAUCGGACGGAAACGUUUGACUUAUGCGUUUAGCAACAUGAGAUUAAAAAUCCUUUUUGCAGCUGUGAACGAAGUGUGUAAAAAAUUUCAAAACUUCUUGAACAGGCGGCUAGAAUCGAGCAAGAAAUACGAAGUCGAGUUGAAGUCGUUGUUCUUAAAAUUUACGAGCGAGGUUGUGGCGAACGCCGGCUUAGGAAUCGAAGCUUACUGUUUCGAGGAUGGAGUACAAUCCAUGUUUAACGAAUUGAACAAUAACGAAUUCUUGAAUACGUUUCUAAUUGGGAUCGUCGUACAUUUCCCCUUUCUUAGCAAAAUGUUGAGGAUAAAAUUCCUAUCUGACAAGAUAGACAGAUUCUUCAGGACAGUGGUGAGGAAAAAUUUAGAGCUAAGGAGGAGCGAUCCGAUACCCAGAAACGAUUUCAUCCAAUUAAUGAUCGACAUGGAGCAGACGGGGGAGAAGAUCGACGAAGAGAGCGUGGCGGCUCAUGCGGUUUCCUUCUACAUCGAUGGAGUCGAAACGUCCAGUGUCACGCUUAAUUUUGUCGGAUGCCAAUUGGCCAUUCAUCAAGACGUGCAAGAAAAAUUGAGAAAGGAGGUGAGAUCGACGAUCGAGAAACACGGGGGCGAGUUAACGUUCGACGCGUUGAAGGACAUGACGUACAUGAAUCAAGUGAUCAGCGAAUCCCAAAGAUGUUUCUCGGCUCUGGGUUUUCUGGGUAAAGUGUGCACGGCCGAGUUCGAGUUGCAAGGCUCGGACGGGUUGAAUUAUCGCGCAAAACCCGGCACCGAAAUAGCGAUACCGAUCUUUGGCUUGCACAAAGACCCGAAAUACUGGGACAAUCCAGAGAUAUUCGAUCCGGAGCGAUUUAACGACGAGAAUAAGCAAAGUAUAGAAAAGAUGGCGUUCCUUCCUUUCGGCGAAGGUCCAAGAAUUUGCGUAGGAAUGAGGAUGGCUAUGCUGCAGAUGAAGAGUUGUUUGGCCACAUUGAUAAAAGACUACAAACUCGAAGUUUCGCCGAAGAUGCAACUACCGUUGAGAUUGUCGCCGUCUUUUUUCCUCUCGAUGCCAAUUGGUGGUGGUUGGGUACUCAUUUCGAAAGCCUGAACUUAUCGAAAAAUUAUACGUGCGAUCAAAAUUCAUUGAUUAUUAUUGCGAUGUUUAUUAAUUAUGUUUAAGACAAAUUCGAUACAAUGUAUUUGCGUACGUGGAUAUUCUUAUCGAUACAUUAUCUUCGAGAGAUAAUAAAAUUUUG
Messenger RNA from Apis florea (little honeybee), 1636 nucleotides. Its product is annotated as cytochrome P450 9e2. Lineage: Eukaryota; Metazoa; Arthropoda; Insecta; Hymenoptera; Apidae. Gene Ontology annotation, molecular function: oxidoreductase activity, acting on paired donors, with incorporation or reduction of molecular oxygen; iron ion binding; monooxygenase activity. The record is from RefSeq and is a predicted model, not a curated record.